Molecule: messenger RNA, 2011 nt
Organism: Grus americana (Whooping crane)
Lineage: Eukaryota; Metazoa; Chordata; Aves; Gruiformes; Gruidae
Gene: HHEX
Product: hematopoietically expressed homeobox
Exons: 4
Coding region: 122-970 (282 amino acids)
Biological process (GO): regulation of transcription by RNA polymerase II; cell differentiation
Molecular function (GO): RNA polymerase II cis-regulatory region sequence-specific DNA binding; DNA-binding transcription factor activity, RNA polymerase II-specific
Source: RefSeq, a predicted model, not a curated record
AGGGUAACCCGAGCCCAGAGAAACCCGCGGCAGCGGUGCCAGCACCCAGCUGCCGCGGUCGGGGCCGGCUUUCCGCAGGGGCGGCCUGGGGCGCGGGGGGUGCGCGGGCGGCGGCCGCGCCAUGCAGUACCAGCCGCCGGGCGCGGCGCCGGCGGCGGCGGCGGCCCUGGGCGUCGGCGUCCCGCUGUACGCGCCCACGCCGCUGCUCCAGCCCGCGCACCCCACGCCCUUCUACAUCGAGGACAUCCUGGGCCGCGGCCCCGCCGCCGCCCCGACCCCCCACUCCCUGCCCGCCCCGCCGCCGCCGACGCUGCCGUCGCCCAACUCCUCCUUCACCAGCCUGGUGUCCCCGUACCGGACCCCCAUCUACGAGCCGACCCCCAUCCACCCGGCCUUCUCCCACCACCUCGCCGCCACCUACGGCACCGGCGCCUACGCUGGGCCCGUCUACUCCUUUCCCCGCGCCGUCGGCGACUACGCGCACGCCCUGAUCCGGCAGGACCCCCUGGGGAAGCCGCUGCUGUGGAGCCCCUUCAUCCAGCGGCCGUUGCACAAGAGGAAAGGGGGGCAGGUCCGCUUCUCCAACGACCAGACCAUCGAGCUGGAGAAGAAGUUCGAGACGCAGAAAUACCUCUCCCCGCCGGAGAGGAAGCGCCUGGCCAAGAUGCUGCAGCUCAGCGAGAGGCAGGUCAAAACGUGGUUUCAGAAUCGCAGAGCCAAAUGGAGGCGUCUAAAGCAGGAGAACCCCCAGGCCACCAAAAAAGAAGUGGAAGGUGCUGACAGUCACAGUGACCAAAGGCCAGAGAGCUGCCCAACCCCUGAGCAGAAGAGUAAGGAGGUCUCCCUGGACGGCUCGCAGUACACCCCCUCACCAGCCUCACAGGAGGACCUGGAGUCAGAUGUCUCUGAUGACUCUGAUCAAGAAGUGGACAUUGAAGGCGAUAAAGGCUAUUACAAUCCUACCCACUAAUAGCCCCAUGUGGAGAGUGGACCCUAACUCGGCUUGCACUUUACCAGGGGCUGGUUUGGAAGAAUGCUACAGAAGAAAACUUUCACCGUUCCACUGAAAGAAAAAAAAACAACACCAAAUAGACUCAUUUUAUAAUAAGCAGAGAAAGAAAGAAAGAAAGAAAGAAAGAAAGAAAGAAAGAAAGAAAGAUAUAUUUUCUGGUAACAGUCCAUUUUUGGCAGAUGUCGUAUUUGGUUAAAGGAACGUGGUUUGUAUUUAAUUAUUUGUAAGAUAUAUUUGUACAAUAAUCAAUGUUCUAACUGGAAUAGAAUACUGCACCCUGUCCUUACUCAUGGGGGGUCUGAAUCAGCUGCUGUUGGUGAUCAGGCAAAACUCCUUUCUAGCUAGCGUGGAAGUGAGUAUGGAUUGCAGGACUAAACCCUUUGUAUGUGUAAACAAAUGUAGUUUAAAUAGAUUAAUUUAAAUGCCCUUUUCAAGCAGAGAAACAUGUUCUGUGAAAUAGGGAGGGAUUUGACUGUCCCGACAAGUGCCUUAUGCUCACACCCUUUUACCUGCCGUGGUGCUCUCUACUGAGACAUACCUCCGCUCAUCAGGUAGAGUCUUUGGACAGAUUCAUUUUUCCUCUUGCAUGAGAUGAAAUGUGCCUUCUCUGAUUUUUGAGGACUUUGCUUCGCAAUCUGGAUGGUUCCAUUUGCAGGGGAAAAAAAAUUACAUAUUUUUCUCCUUGAAAAUCUCUAGCGCUGGUUUUUUUACAGAUUUUGUAUUUGAGAAGAAAAUGUGGGGAGUGAUACGGUCCUGCUGCAGGAGAAAAACUGGCAUCAGCAGUGGAGGAUAAGUAAGGCACACAGCCUUGGGAAGAUAGUGCCUAUCUGCUUCUGUACAUAGUAGUUUUCUUUAAAAGUCUUGCAGUUUUAUACCUCAUGUUGUUCAUAUUUUGUACAUAUUUGUUCAAUGUUUAAAAAAAAAAAGGCAGCAAAACCUGGUAUUUAAUUUUUGAUGGACUUGUCUGUGAAAUAAAACUAAACUCUGCACCACCUGCCA